CAACGUGAGUUCUGUUCAGCGUGGUCUUCCUCUCUAAUCACUCCGUAUCAGAUAUCAGCGUGGUUCGGAUCUUCUGGGUUUCAAUAAAAGAAGCAAACCUGUUGCGCCAACGGAGGCAAAGAGUCAUCUAACAGAGAAGCCCUAAACAGUCAUAGAAGAAUACUGCACCGGUAGAAGUAAACAACCAGUUCAAAGAGGGCUCAACAGUAACAUGUAUAUCCAGCCGAGGCACUUGUCCAAAAUGUUGACAAGCUAUGAAAGGUUAAAGCAGAAAAAAUGGAUCAAAACUUAGUACAAUUGAAGGCUGCUGGAGUCAAGAAUGUGCCAAAGUUUUUGUUGGGCUUAAAUCAAAGUGCCAACAUUAAAGUUAAUGAUAAGGAAGAAGUUGACAUUGGGCGUGCAGUUGAGGGUGAUGAAGACAUCGUACUAUUUGAUGGCGAAAAAAGUUUGUGUUCUAAUAAUGACAAUGAUGAUCCUUCAGGGUCUAAAACAAAUGAGGUGAAUGGUACAGGUCCAAGAAAUAAGAAGGAUUGUUCUAGUGCACAACCUCUGAGAAAAUCACAAAGAACUCAAGAACAGGGUGGCAGUACCCAGGGAGCAACCCAAGCUCAGCAGCUUCCCACAUCACCUACUGAACAACCUGACAUGUUUUGCAGCCCACAUACGGUUGUUGGUUGUGUGGAAACUCCUGCAAGCCCUUCAAGAACGUCACAAAAUCUCAAGCGCAAAAGAGGCCCUACCAAGCUGAAAACCAUUGCUAUAGAUGGAAGUAGUCGGAUUGAAGUUAGGGAAUGGUGA
Messenger RNA from Rhododendron vialii, 798 nucleotides. RefSeq lists its product as uncharacterized. Lineage: Eukaryota; Viridiplantae; Streptophyta; Magnoliopsida; Ericales; Ericaceae. Bases 277 to 798 code for a protein of 173 amino acids. The transcript has 6 exons. The record is from RefSeq and is a predicted model, not a curated record.